AUGGUGACCGCGAUUAUGGCGCCAAUAGUAGAUCCAGGAUCUCCUAAUGCAGCCUCUAGUAAGAUCACUGGCACUUCUACCAUCGAAGACCAUCCAGAUGGCGCAGAGAUCCGUCGUCAAGUAGAGUUCUACUUCUCUGAUGAAAACCUUCCUACAGACAGACAUUUACUACAAUGCUGUGGUGGGCGUGAGAACCUUCCUGUCUCAAUCAGUCGCAUCCGCGGUUUUCAGAAGAUGCGACACUACAAGCCCAAGACCCUCGUUACUGCAGCUCUCCGCUUGAGCGCCUUCCUGGAAGUCUCUGCUGACGGAAAGACUAUCAAGCGCAAGGUACCUCUGACCGGAAAGAACAUCCUUGAUCCAGACUACUUCGAUGCUGAAGAUGACAAUGAUAUCGCCUACGCCCCAGGUUCUCGAAGGGCCAAAGCCCAGCGACCAGCUCAGUAUCCAGUACCACUACUCCCCCAGACGAAGACGAAGCACCCCGAAGAAGUGUCUAAGAAUAUGCUCAAAGCUACUGGGUUUGAGAAGGCUUACGUGGAGCCUGUUCUCACCCCUGCUGAAGCUGCAGAAGAAGAAGAGAUGUACGCUCUUACCAAGUCAUUUGUCGAGCGCAUUGAGAUCGCUAUCCAGCGCUUCAAGCAAAAGCGUCGCAUGCAUGAGAUGUAUGCACAUGUCUUCAACAAGCUCAUGCGAUUCGGUGGAGUAGAAUCCGGCCCUCGCAUGUACCAAGGACUCUCCAAGCACGAAAUGAACGAGAUGGGUCCGGAGGAGCUGGCAAGGGCUCUCGCCAUCCACAACGUGCCCUGGAACCGCUCUGAUGAGAACAAGUGGGUCGUAGACUUCGUAGCUGUCUGCAAAGCGUUCCUAUCGUCUUGGUACCCUGCCCACUAUGGCUAUGCGUCGCACGCUGUCAAGAACGCUUGUCAAGUCCCCCGCUCCUUCCUCGGGUAUCUUCGCUUCCACCGUGUCUGUCCCGAAUUCGACGAUCAGCUUGCCACUGCACUUCAAAUCUGCGACCAGGCUGAGAGGGAGCUUCCCAGAGUCAACUCCGUAGGUCUUGCUCUACCCGGAGACUUCAACAAGUCUGCCAGCGUCGUCUUCGGUGGUGCUCAGGCUGGCAUGUAUAUUGGCAACAAGUUGUGGGCUGAAGACCUGAAGAAGGACGGCCUGGCCGUUACCGAGAUCGGUAUCCAAGAUGAAGAAGCCAGGAUCAAAUUCGGCACCGGCAUUGCCGUGCUGGGCUCAGACGCGCAGUAUGACAUGUUUGAGUCUAGAGACUUGAAGGUCCUCAGCAAGGAGACUGCUUAUCUUGAGGUCACUGCCAUUAGCCUCCCCAAUGAUGAUAUCAGGACUGCCUAUGCAGAGCAGAGCAAGGUCUUCAAACAUAAGCUCAGACAGCUGGAACCUCUCGGCAAGCUUGUCUGCAAGACUUGGUAUACGGACGACUGCGACGACUACGACCUACCCAAGGACAAGAACAAGUACCUCAACGGCAAGCCACGGAAAGCUGGUGAUGGCAAAGAGUACGAGUUCUGGAUCGAGGAGAGCGUUCUUAAGGACUGUUUCGUGGGCUUGAAGAUGCAUGCCAACAUCCUACUCCUUUCCGGUGGUCUCGCCAUCCUCGACGACAUCAAGGAGACCAUGUGCAGCUUCUAUACUUGGAUUCCGAAUGAGCUAUGGAUGGAGAGAAAGCCCAAGGAAGUGCGAUGGUUGAAGAAGGGCAUGGGUCUUGACGAUGACGAGGAAGAAGAGGUUGAGAUCAAUGGUGAGAACAAAGCGAGUGCGGAUAAGGAUGCUUCCGAUGACGAAUUUGAUGACGAGUGA
Alternaria atra is the source of this 1827-nucleotide messenger RNA. RefSeq lists its product as uncharacterized. Gene Ontology annotation, molecular function: mRNA binding. NCBI's taxonomy places the organism in Eukaryota, Fungi, Ascomycota, Dothideomycetes, Pleosporales, Pleosporaceae. The transcript is spliced from 3 exons. Gene Ontology annotation, biological process: regulatory ncRNA-mediated gene silencing; RNA processing. The record is from RefSeq and is a predicted model, not a curated record. Gene Ontology annotation, cellular component: nucleus; ARC complex. Bases 1 to 1827 code for a protein of 608 amino acids.